Molecule: messenger RNA, 3018 nt
Organism: Pipistrellus nathusii (Nathusius's pipistrelle)
Lineage: Eukaryota; Metazoa; Chordata; Mammalia; Chiroptera; Vespertilionidae
Source: the annotation of a GenBank genome assembly
AUGUGGGAGAAAAUGGAGACCAAGACGAUCGUGUACGACUUGGACACGUCAGGGGGGCUGAUGGAGCAAAUCCAAGCCCUGCUGGCACCCCCCAAGACGGACGAGGCCGAAAAGCGGAGUCGCAAGCCCGAGAAGGAGCCCCGGAGAAGCGGCAGGGCCACCAACCACGACAGCUGCGAUAGCUGCAAAGAAGGUGGCGACCUCCUGUGCUGUGACCAUUGCCCUGCCGCCUUCCACCUUCAGUGCUGUAACCCUCCACUGAGUGAAGAGAUGUUGCCUCCUGGGGAGUGGAUGUGUCACCGGUGCACUGUUCGUCGAAAGAAACGAGAACAGAAAAAGGAGCUGGGCCAUGUUAACGGACUGGUGGACAAAUCUGGCAAACGGACUACAUCCCCCAGCAGUGACACGGACUUGUUGGACAGAUCAGCUAGCAAAACUGAACUCAAGGCUAUGGCCCAUGCCCGGAUCCUGGAGAGAAGAGCCAGCCGGCCUGGCACGCCCACGUCCAAUGCCAGCACAGAGACCCCCACCUCUGAGCAGAACGACGUUGAUGAGGACAUCAUUGACGUGGAUGAGGAGCCAGUGGCAGUAGAGCCUGACUAUGUGCAGCCCCAGCUAAGGCGGCCUUUUGAGCUGCUGAUUGCUGCCGCCAUGGAGCGGAACCCCACCCAAUUCCAGUUGCCCAAUGAACUGACUUGUACCACUGCACUACCAGGUUCUAGCAAGAGAAGAAGAAAGGAGGAAACCACAGGUAAAAACGUUAAGAAGACACCGCAUGAGUUAGAUCAUAAUGGUCUCGUUCCCUUACCGGUCAAAGUCUGCUUCACGUGUAACAGGAGUUGUCGCGUGGCCCCUCUCAUCCAGUGUGACUAUUGCCCCCUCCUGUUCCACAUGGACUGCCUUGAGCCACCACUCACUGCCAUGCCCCUGGGCAGAUGGAUGUGUCCAAAUCACAUCGAACAUGUGGUGCUGAGCCAAAAGAAUAUGACACUGAGUAAUCGGUGCCAGGUGUUUGACCGUUUCCAGGACACCAUUUCACAGCAUGUCGUCAAAGUGGAUUUCCUGAACCGAAUUCACAAGAAGCACCCUCCUAACCGCCGCGUGCUCCAGUCGGUCAAAAGAAGAAGCUUGAAGGUUCCUGAUGCUAUAAAAUCUCAAUACCAGUUUCCACCCCCACUCAUUGCACCCGCGGCCAUUCGGGAUGGGGAGCUGAUCUGCAAUGGGAUCCCUGAGGAAUCACAGAUGCACCUUUUGAACUCUGAGCACUUAGCCACCCAGGCAGAGCAGCAAGAGUGGCUCUGUAGUGUUGUUGCGCUCCAGUGCAGCAUAUUGAAACAUUUAUCUGCUAAGCAGAUGCCUUCGCAUUGGGACUCUGAACAGACAGAGAAGGCUGAUAUUAAGCCUGUUAUUGUGACUGACAGCUCAAUCACCACCUCCCUGCAAACAGCUGACAAGGCACCUACUCCACCUUCCCACUAUCCCCUGUCGUGCCCCUCAGGGAUUAGCACCCAGAAUUCCCUGAGCUGCUCUCCACCCCACCAACCCCCGGCCCUAGAGGACAUCAGCUGCAGUUCUUGUGCGGAAAAAUCCAAGAAAGCCCCCUGUGGGACUGCCAACGGGCCAGUGAACACAGAGGUGAAAGCCAAUGGCCCACACCUCUACAGCAGCCCCCCUGAUUCCACGGACCCCCGGCGACUUCCAGGCGCCAACACCCCCCUACCAGGCCUCUCACACCGGCAAGGCUGGCCCCGGCCCCUCACACCACCAGCGGCUGGGGGGCUUCAGAACCACACCGUCGGCAUCAUUGUGAAGACAGAGAAUGCCACUGGCCCCAGCUCUUGCCCCCAGAGGAGUUUGGUUCCUGUCCCAAGCCUGCCCCCUUCCAUUCCCAGCUCUUGUGCCAGCAUCGAGAACACCAGCACUUUGCAAAGAAAGACUGUCCAAUCACAGACAGGACCUCCGUUGACAGAUUCAAGGCCACUGGGCUCACCCCCAAAUGCCACCCGGGUGCUCACUCCCCCCCAAGCAGCAGGAGACAGUAUCUUGGCCACGGGAGCCAGCCAAAGUUUCUGCUCACCAGCGCCAUCUUCAGAUGGCAAGGUCAGCCCCGGCACGUUAUCCAUAGGAAGCGCUUUAACCGUACCCUCUUUCCCAGCCAACUCUACUGCCAUGGUGGACCUCACCAACUCACUUCGAGCAUUUAUGGAUGUCAAUGGAGAAAUCGAGAUAAAUAUGCUGGACGAGAAGCUGAUCAAGUUUCUGGCCUUGCAGAGAAUACAUCAGCUUUUCCCCUCCCGGGUCCAAACUUCACCGGGCAGUGUCGGGGCACAUCCACUGGCUUCUGGAGGGCACCACACAGAAGUGCAAAGAAAGGAAGUACAGGCCCGAGCUGUGUUCUACCCUCUCUUAGGGUUGGGAGGAGCUGUGAACAUGUGUUACCGAACCCUCUACAUCGGGACAGGAGCUGACAUGGACGUGUGCCUUACAAACUAUGGUCACUGUAACUACGUGUCCGGGAAACACGCCUGCAUAUUCUACGAUGAGAAUACCAAACAUUACGAGCUGUUAAACUACAGUGAGCACGGGACAACGGUGGACAACGUGCUGUACUCAUGUGACUUCUCCGAGAAGACCCCGCCAACCCCCCCAAGCAGUAUUGUUGCCAAAGUGCAGAGUGUCAUCAGGCGCCGCCGGCACCAGAAACAGGACGAAGAGCCAAGCGAGGAGGCACCCAUGAUGAGUUCCCAGGCCCAGGGGCCACAACGGAGACCCUGCAACUGCAAAGCCAGCAGCUCGAGCUUGAUUGGGGGCAGUGGGGCCGGCUGGGAAGGCACGGCCUUACUGCACCACGGCAGCUACAUCAAGCUGGGCUGUCUGCAGUUUGUCUUCAGCAUCACUGAGUUUGCGACCAAACAGCCCAAAGGCGAUGCCAGUCUGUUGCAAGAUGGGGUCUUGGCCGAGAAGCUCUCUCUCAAGCCCCACCAGGGCCCUGUGUUGCGCUCCAACUCCGUUCCCUAG